AUGUGUCUUGCAACUUUGCUAUUUUUUGAGGCAAAAUCUACAGAUUUGAAGUUAAGCAAUGACUUUUACAAUUAUGGCCCUUAUGAUUUAGUGUGCAGUAAAUACGAAGUCUGUAUUGAUUCAAGAGUAUCGAACCUUACAUCCUCCUCUACAAAACUUAUAAAGGAAGGUAACAAUUACUUUGCUUGGUUGAAUUCCACAUUUUUUGCACAAACACGAGUUGAUGAGAAACUGAAUAAUCCGUGUAAACAUUACGCUAUCGCCGAUAUUAUUGAAAAAUUUUAUGACGCUGAAAAUUGUGUUGUAAAACAGGGAAACUACCGAACGAUGUUAAAUUUUACGGAAGUCUCAAAUUCGUAUUUUGGAUCCUCAUUCUUUUACGGUGAAUACAAGAUGAAAUCUACAGUAUAUUCGAAAAAAAGAAGCAUUUUGUGCGUCUUUUUAAAUGUAGUUUUUACUAAAAAGAAAGCUCUUUAUGAUCGAAACUAA
Molecule: messenger RNA, 489 nt
Organism: Parnassius apollo (apollo)
Lineage: Eukaryota; Metazoa; Arthropoda; Insecta; Lepidoptera; Papilionidae
Source: the annotation of a GenBank genome assembly